This is a messenger RNA of Ficedula albicollis (Collared flycatcher), 2769 nucleotides long. It is a transcript of the gene CADM2, whose product is annotated as cell adhesion molecule 2. Bases 168 to 1502 code for a protein of 444 amino acids. The record is from RefSeq and is a predicted model, not a curated record. NCBI's taxonomy places the organism in Eukaryota, Metazoa, Chordata, Aves, Passeriformes, Muscicapidae. The transcript is spliced from 11 exons.
UCCUCCUCCUCCUCCUCACCCCACUGGAUACAGCGAGGGAGACACUGCGGCGGAGGCGGCGGCGGCGGCGGCUCCUGCGGGGGGAAGGAAGCGCCCGGAGAGCGGAGCGGCGGGAGGCUGCGGAUCUGCGUGCCUGGCGCCCACCCAGCCCGAGGGGAGCCCCCAGGAUGCGGCUGAAGCCCGGCGCGCUCCUGCGCUUCUACAGCCUCUGCGGGAUCCUCGUACAAGUGGCUGCUACAAAGAACAAAGCUAGAGGCAGCCAAGGGCAGUUCCCACUGACACAGAACGUCACAGUUGUUGAAGGAGGAACAGCAAAUUUGACCUGCAGGGUCGAUCAAAAUGAUAACACCUCCCUCCAGUGGUCAAAUCCAGCUCAACAGACGCUGUACUUCGAUGACAAGAAAGCCCUGAGGGACAACAGAAUCGAGCUGGUGCGAGCGUCGUGGCACGAGCUGAGCAUCAGCGUCAGCGACGUGUCCCUGUCGGAUGAAGGGCAGUACACCUGCUCCUUAUUCACCAUGCCUGUCAAAACUUCCAAGGCUUUCCUCACCGUCCUCGGUGUUCCUGAGAAGCCACAAAUUACUGGAUUUACCUCACCAGUUAUGGAGGGAGAGAGGAUGCAGCUCACUUGCAAGACAUCUGGUAGCAAGCCAGCAGCUGAUAUCAGAUGGUUCAAGAACGACAAAGAAGUUAAAGAUGUUAAAUACUUAAAAGAAGAAGAUGCAGUUCGUAAAACAUUCACAGUCAGCAGCACGCUGGAUUUCCUAGCAGAUCGCAGUGAUGAUGGUGCAGUUGUAAGUUGCAGAGUAGAUCAUGAGUCCCUAAACUCUACACCUCAGAUAGCAAUGCAGGUUCUAGAAAUACACUAUACACCUUUAGUUAAAAUCAUUUCUUCCAAUUCAUGGCCUGAAGAAGGACAAUCUAUAAUUUUGACUUGUGAAUCCAAAGGAAAACCAGUGCCAGAACCAGUACUGUGGACAAAGGAUGGUGGAGAACUACCUGAUCCAGAGAGAAUGGUUGUCAACGGCAGGGUUCUAAGCAUCAGCUUCCUAAACAAAACAGACAACGGCACGUACCGAUGUGAAGCAAAAAAUCCCAUUGGCAGAAACAGCACAGAGUAUGUCCUGAUAGUGCAUGAUGUUUUCAACACUUUGCUUCCCACUACUGUCAUCCCCUCCCUUACCACUGCAACAGUCACAACCAAUGUAGCCUUAAAAGCCAGCACAACCACAUCUGCAACAGCCACCAGCAUCAGAGAUCCAAAUGCUUUGGCUGGACAGACUGGACCUGACCACGCUCUUAUAGGAGGAAUAGUGGCUGUAGUUGUGUUUGUAACACUAUGUUCUAUAAUUCUCCUUGGUCGAUACCUGGCAAGACAUAAAGGAACAUAUUUAACAAAUGAAGCAAAAGGAGCUGAAGAUGCACCUGAUGCCGACACAGCCAUUAUCAAUGCAGAAGGCAGCCAAGUCAAUGCAGAGGAGAAAAAAGAGUAUUUCAUUUAGAUGCAGAGCUAGAAUCUUGGAGUUUUUCUUAUCAGGCUGACUGCUGGAGAAAACUGGCUAUCAUUUCUCAGAAUUCAUUUCUGCCAUUUUCUGCUAUCUUUAUUAACUCACAUUCCUGCUAUAAGUAGCCAGUUUACACCAACAACCAGCUGUUGACAUCAUCAUUCUGUAAUUACAGUAUCAUGCAUAAAACAGGACAUUUCUUAUUGCCUAAAAAUCAUAUCCACUGCUCUCUUAACAUACAGUGCUUGAAUAUACAGCCUUAACAAUGUUAAUCAUCAUCUUAAUCCAAGUUUUCUACAUGUUUAAGUGUUAUGCAGCUUUCUUUUCCAGUUUUCUUUUAUCAUGUCCCUACUAGUAUGUCAUAGAACAAAAUUCAUAACAAGUACUAUUAGGUGAGGUCCUAAUUUACUUACAGCAAAUGUUAAGUCUAAGAUUAGAAGUUUACAAAGAAUAUUUUAUACCUGUCUAUCUAUAAUUCAAAAAGCAAAUUGUUUUUGAAACAUAUGCCCUUGGAAACACAUAUUGAAAUUUGUUUAGUAUAGUUUCCUGUAUGUUUGGAUUUGGUGGGAAAAAAAGACCAGUCCAGUGAAUUUCUUGUUUUGUUUUCCUUUGUUUUGUUAUGAUUUAAAUGGUACCUUGACAGCAGUGCCAUGUUUCAGUGGUUAAAACAUGCUGAAUAGCUAUACAGAUUCUGCAAAUUUAGGUAAUAGAGCUUCUUUUGAAACAGCUUUCCUACCCUUUUACUGGCUUUUGGGAUCACAAAGAUUAGAGAACUUUCUGAGUAAUUUAUGUUUUUAUAAUUUAUUUGCUAAAUGUGAAUUCACCUGCCUACUCAAAUUUGAUGUGUUCAUGGGGCACAAUUGCAAGGCAUUUUAGUGUCUGUAUAUAGUGCAUAUAAUAAAUUCAAUUAAACACUACUUGAUACAUAUUCAACUUUUUUGGCAGUAGCUAAGUCAGUCACAAGUAAGCAUUUUCUAAUGUCCAUUAUAUCCCUUUAGAUAUGACUCAAAAUGAAUAUUCUGAGUAGAUAACAUGUGUUAGUAUUUUUUUGUCUGUAUGUCCUAGCACUGUUCAGCAGCAAACUUUUCUAGUUCUUGUUAAUUUUUUCUUUGUUAUACAAUGGAAGCACAAUGUUAUAUGGAAAGGUAGUUUUAAGCUAACAACCAGUGCACAGCCUCAGGUUUUAAAUUACAACCACAUUUGAUUAUUAUCCUUAAAAAGUACUAUUGAGUUGCUAAAAUUCUCAAAUUUUAAUUUGGCAGUU